CAAUCAAAUGCGAUUGGAAUUUUUGGUGGACAUAUGAUGGAAUUUCGGGACCAGAAUUUUGGGGAAUAUUAAAUCCAGAUUGGUUUCUUUGUAGUAAAGGACAUAGACAAUCACCAAUUGAUAUAAAACCUGGCCUAUUGUUAUAUGAUCCAAAUUUAAAAAGUAUUUUUAUUAAUAAAAAUAAGGUUAAUGGAUAUCUUGAAAAUGAUGGACAUAGUGUCGUUUUUCAUAGUCAUUAUCAACAACAAAAUCAAAGUGAUACAUUCAAUCAACAACAGAAUCAUCAGAAUUCGAAUCUAAUGUUACCAGUAACAAUAAAUGGUGGACCAUUAUCAUAUUCAUAUUUAUUUCAUUCAUUACAUAUACAUUUUGGUUUGGUUGAUUCAUAUGGUUCGGAACAUUUAAUUUCGGGUUUUCAAUUUCCCGGUGAAAUUCAAUUGAUUGGAUAUAAUUCGGAUCUUUAUGAUAGUUAUGCGGAUGCUUCGACCAAACCAAAUGGUUUGGUCGGUAUAGCAAUAUUUCUAAAGCAAGAAGCAAAAAGUUCACCCGAAAUUGAAAUAUUAACAUCACAAUUAAAUCAAAUUGUUUAUCGUGGUCAAAAAACAAUAAUAAAAUCAUUAAGUUUACGUGAUUUAUUACCUGAUGAUCAAAAUUAUAUAACAUAUGAUGGUUCACUAACAACACCAUCAUGUGAUGAAAUUGUUACAUGGAUUGUUAUUAAUAAACCAUUGUCAAUUACAAAAGAACAGCUUCAAGCUUUACGUUUUUUAAUGCAAGGUGAUAUUGAUGUACCAAAAGCACCAUUGGGUAAUAAUUUUCGUCCAACACAAUCGAUAAAUGAUCGUGUUAUUCGUACAAACAUUGAAUUUAAACAACAACAACAAUCAACGACAAAGGGUAAAAAUUGUCCUACAAUGAAACAAAAUGUCCAAUAUGAAAUCAAUCAAAAACUGUGGAAUGUAAUUUGAUAACUAAUAACGAAUCUCGAGGAGGAUAUAUUCGAAUCACAUAUUAUAUGAAUGGUCAUCCAUAAG
Molecule: messenger RNA, 1034 nt
Organism: Dermatophagoides pteronyssinus (European house dust mite)
Lineage: Eukaryota; Metazoa; Arthropoda; Arachnida; Sarcoptiformes; Pyroglyphidae
Gene: CARPB
Product: Carbonic anhydrase-related protein B
Biological process (GO): one-carbon metabolic process
Molecular function (GO): zinc ion binding; carbonate dehydratase activity
Source: RefSeq, a predicted model, not a curated record